GUUUGUCUACUUUUCCCAUCGUUUUCAAUAUCUAUUUUCCAACUUUUUGGUCUUAAUACCUCUUUUCAUAAGUAUAUUCAAUCUUUUCAGUCUUAUUUUCUCAAAUUUGGUAUAAUCAUCGUUUGAAUUCGGUGAUGUUGAGAUGAUUUUUUCACAGAAUACCACCCGUGAAGAUUUCAUCUUAAAUGAAACCCACCGAAGUCUUUUUAUUGAUGAUGCAUCUUAUAUACCAUUUUACAAUGAAAAUUUAGGUCAAUCUUCUCUUAACGGAUUGUAUCUUCCACCAGAUCUGAUUGAUAUUUCUAAUCAUCAUCAACUAAACCAUAUACCAUCGACCCCACCACAAACUCAAGAUUCUUUCAAUCAAAAUUUACUUAACACCCAAAAUCAUCUGGUUUUCAACUCUCCCUCGUAUGGAAUUCCAUCAGAUUAUUCAUUCCUGAAUAUCGAUACUUACGAGGAAUCUAUGAAUAACAUAACCAACAACAACAAUAUCUCUGCAAAUCCUAAGGGUAUAUUUGAAAAUAUAUAUGAUUUGCAGGGACGUACUUUAUGGGAUGAAAAUGUACACAAUGUUGAGUUUACUAAGAGUGUUUGUGUGCCAGCUCUUGAUCAAAUGAUGGGUGAACCUCAGUCAUUUGAUAUGCCAGUGCCAGAGGAUAUCAAAAACACAACCAGUGAUAUCAUGAAUCAGGGUGAAGGUCAAAAGAUGGUAAGAACUCAUCAAAAAAAGAAUAAAAAAAUAGUGGAGACAAGCAAUCAUUCGAAGGAAACUAACAUCAUCAAAGGAAAAUGGGCAAAAUCUGAAGAUAUGAAAUUGAACCAAAUGGUGGAGCAAUAUGACGGCAUCGUCAAAUGGACAUCAAUUGCAAAAAAUCUCAAAGGACGAACAGGAAAACAAUGCAGAGAGAGGUGGCACAACCAUCUUCGUCCUGGCAUUAAGAAAACUGCUUGGACUGAAGAAGAAAAUCAAAUAUUGGUUGCAGUACACAAGGUAGUUGGUACCAAGUGGUACAGUAUCUCACAACACCUCCCAGGAAGGACGGAAAACAAUAUUAAGAACCGCUGGAACGCUACAAAGCGUCGGGUGCAAAAUCAAAGUGGUGAAAACUCCAACCUUGCUGAUAAUAAUGUCCUCGAAAAUUAUAUAAGGUAUGUCACAAUCAAUAACGAUAAUCUUUCCAAGACCACCGAGGAUGUGAAUUUGAACAUGGAUGUUGGCACACAGACCAACGAACCAUUAGUCAAUGCAUCUACAACAUCAUAUUAUGUUCCAAUGCCAGAAAAUUUUACAUGGGAGAAUUAUAUUACAGAGUUUUGAAAAUCAAUAAAUUACAUUCAGGAGGAUCUCAUGUAAUGUUUGGACUAAUAUCCGAUGAAGGAAAUUUCUUUGAUCAAGAUUAUUUCUCAAUAUCAUAUGAGUUAAUAUAUC
Molecule: messenger RNA, 1432 nt
Organism: Capsella rubella
Lineage: Eukaryota; Viridiplantae; Streptophyta; Magnoliopsida; Brassicales; Brassicaceae
Product: transcription factor MYB115
Exons: 3
Coding region: 143-1321 (392 amino acids)
Biological process (GO): regulation of DNA-templated transcription
Cellular component (GO): nucleus
Molecular function (GO): DNA-binding transcription factor activity, RNA polymerase II-specific; RNA polymerase II cis-regulatory region sequence-specific DNA binding
Source: RefSeq, a predicted model, not a curated record